AUGAGAACUUCGAACUAUGAUGACCCUUUUAGGCCAGAAAAAUUAAAAGAAUGGCCAGACCCCGAAGCCGUGUCUUUAAUGGAGGUACUAGCUAGAGAAGAUAUUGAUAAAGCUGUACAUGCAAUAUUACUUAGAGAAAAUUAUGUUAUAAAGAGAUUAGACAUGUAUAUUCAGAAUGUGGAUAUUCUUAAACAAAGAAGAAAAGAAAUACUGCAUAAAAAGUGGGUUGAAAAUGUUGCAGAGCCUCUUCAACAAAGAAUUAUGGAAAAAGUAAUUUCCUGGAAUAGGAUGAAAAAACCAAAAAACAAUUUUGUUUACCCACAACACACAAAUAAAACGGUUUUUGUUCCACCAUUUUAUGAUCCUCUGUUUCGAAGACAGCAAGAGGUAGCUGAAGAGGGCAGAGAUAUCCUUCAGUUGAAGACAGGAAAAAAAUAUUCAAUAAAAGAAUUUACAGAAUUAGAGAAGGCCAAGAUGCAUUCCAACUUGCCCCCAUUCACUUUCACUCUACACAGCACGGUUCCAAAAGAAAUGCGGAAACCCUUUACCAGAUCCUGGAAAAGAAAAAUUCAUAGGGAGUGCAGGGAAGAUAAGGCGACCUGGAAGUUCAACUACUUCCUUAAGAUCAUUCAACUUCUGGAUGAUUAUCCGAAAUGCUUCAUCGUGGGUGCAGACAAUGUCGGCUCCAAGCAGAUGCAGCAGAUCCGCAUGUCCCUCCGCGGGAAAGCUGUGGUUCUGAUGGGCAAGAACACCAUGAUGCGCAAGGCCAUCUGGGGCCACCUGGACAUCAACCCGGCCUUGGAGAAGCUGCUGCCUCAUAUCUGGGGGAACGUGGGGUUUGUGUUCACCACAGAGGAUCUCACAGAGAUCAGGGACAUGCUGCUGGCCAACAAGGCUUUGGGCAUCACCACUAAGAUCUCCAGAGGCACCAUUGAAAUUCUGAGUGAUGUGCAGCUGAUUAAGACUGGAGACAAGGUGGGAGCCAGCGAGGCCACCCUGCUGAACAUCUCUCCCUUCUCCUUCGGGCUGAUUAUCCAGCAGGUGUUUGACAACGGCAGCAUCUAUAAUCCUGAAGUGCUUGACAUCACAGAGGAAACCCUGCAUACCCACUUCCUGGAGGGUGUCCAUAAUGUUGCCAGCGUCUGUCUGCAGAUUUGUUACCCAGCCAUGGCCUCAAUACCACAUUCCAUCAUCAAUGGACCUGAAAUCCUAACCUAUAUACAAAGUGAAUAUCUGCCUGAUAAAAACAUUACCGACCCGAGUCAGAUUGCUUUUAAAAAGCAAUUUUAUAUCUCCAAGCUGAACCAGGAGAUUAGAAGGGCUGAGAGGAAGGGUCAGGUCUUGGGAGCCAGAAAGCACAGACCUCGAUCCUGGGCAGCAGGGGAAAGACUUCAUCAGGAAGGGGUACAUCCUCUGGAAAGAAGAGUUUUAACAGCAGAAGUGCUGGCGAAGCACUUGGCCUCCCUGCACAUGAGGGCUAAGCAAGGCAGCCACAAGUUGUGCCAAAAGUAA
Elephantulus edwardii (Cape elephant shrew) is the source of this 1512-nucleotide messenger RNA. RefSeq names its product family with sequence similarity 228, member A (gene FAM228A). The record is from RefSeq and is a predicted model, not a curated record. Gene Ontology annotation, biological process: cytoplasmic translation; ribosomal large subunit assembly. Gene Ontology annotation, molecular function: large ribosomal subunit rRNA binding; structural constituent of ribosome. Bases 1 to 1512 code for a protein of 503 amino acids. NCBI's taxonomy places the organism in Eukaryota, Metazoa, Chordata, Mammalia, Macroscelidea, Macroscelididae. The transcript has 9 exons. Gene Ontology annotation, cellular component: cytosolic large ribosomal subunit.